CCUCCCCAUAUAAUGCAGCAGUUUGCACAAGACAAAAGCCCGGGAAGGAAACAAGUUGAACGAGAGAGGAAGAACAAGGCGAUGAAGCAAAACCGCUUAAUGAAUGCCAAGGAUGCUGCAUUGGAUUAUUCGUUGGGAAAGAAAUAUCCUACGACCGAUGAAGAAGAUUCAAAUGUUUCGAGAAAAGAGUUUAUAAGUAUCAAUGACAUUGGAUUAUUGUGUGAAGAGAAAAUUAGAGAAGCAAAAGCAAAGGGGGAAUUUGAUAAUCUACCAGGAAGUGGGAAACCCUUACAAGAAGAUUACUUUAAGAAUAAUCCUUAUCUUGAUCAGACAGAGUAUCUUUUGAAUCGUAUCGUCCAAAGAAAUGGAGCAGCUCCUCCUUGGGUGAUAAUGCAG
Molecule: messenger RNA, 396 nt
Organism: Rhizopus microsporus ATCC 52813
Lineage: Eukaryota; Fungi; Mucoromycota; Mucoromycetes; Mucorales; Rhizopodaceae
Exons: 1
Source: RefSeq, a predicted model, not a curated record